This is a messenger RNA of Diceros bicornis minor, 5457 nucleotides long. It is a transcript of the gene PUS7L, whose product is annotated as pseudouridine synthase 7 like. The transcript is spliced from 9 exons. The record is from RefSeq and is a predicted model, not a curated record. Gene Ontology annotation, molecular function: RNA binding; pseudouridine synthase activity. Gene Ontology annotation, cellular component: nucleus. Bases 1472 to 3580 code for a protein of 702 amino acids. Gene Ontology annotation, biological process: pseudouridine synthesis. Lineage: Eukaryota; Metazoa; Chordata; Mammalia; Perissodactyla; Rhinocerotidae.
GACCCCGACCCUAUGCCCCCAGAAGGAGGGCGACGUGGGCUAGUAUCGCGCCUUGGGACAGGCGGGGCGUGGGGCCGGGAGAAGAAGCAAGUGGCGCUGCUGGCGGUCGGUGUCUGGGGGUGCUUGUGGACGCGCCAGAAGGCAGCGCCGCGGGAGACGGGUUCCGCGGACUGAUGGCAGAAAUAGGGAGUAGUAGGAGUGAGUUCGGCGGAGCAUUGGUGAAGGAAGAGCAUGAGGGCAAAGGCGCCCCCUUCCUCCAUUUCUAACAUCUUCCCAGAAUUUGUCCUCAACCAACAAUUGGCUGUCCUUGGGUCAGCCAAACUACGCUCCCGCUCUCCGUCCUAUCCCCUCAUCAACGAAUCUGUUGCUUAGGAACACGGCACUUUCAUGCUUAACUCCACGUGGGUCCCUUGGCGGCCCUCCAGCUCGGUCCCACUCGCACUAAGAUGUUUGGUUGUAAUUCCCUCGUCGUUGCUUCCUCCCCAAGUUGUUCUACGUAUUCCACCAGCUUAGAAUGUCUUUAUAUCGCCUCCUUUUUGGGGAAAGAGUAGCUCAUUAUUCUUUCCAAGGCCAAUCUUACAACUAUGCUUUUGAUCACAUUGCUUUGCAGCUCCUCUGACUCUUCAUGACGUUCAUCCUGCUCAGUGCCAUCAAGUCAUCUUACUAAAACAUCUUUUUGGAUUGUGUCAUCUUCCUACUGGAACACCUCCAGUGGCCAUCCAUUGACCACUCAACGAAUUCUGUCUUUGACUGGGCAUUCAGUGUCUUACAUAGUUUGGCACUAAUCCAGCUGUAUUUUCCAGAACUGUACUAGAAAACUUUUUCUCCUACUGCUGUGCAUCUGGGCUGUUCAGUUUUCUCUAACACAUUGCAUAUUUGGUUUGUACGUUACUUAUGAUAUGACUCUACCUCAUUUCUAUUUCUUGAACCGUUUUCUGGACUUAGAUGGCCUCUUCUUGCAUUACGCUUUUCCUGAUUAUCAUAGGCAAAAGUGAUCCCUUCUUCCUCUUCACCAUUACAGCUCUUAUGUUGUACUAGUUGUGUCAUUUAUUCAACAAUCACUAUUGAUUGUGAGCCUGCUAUGUGCUUGACACUGUUCUAAAUGUGAGAUAAUCAGUGAAUAAGGCAGACAAGAUUCUUGCUGUUGUGGAGCUAACGUUGUAGCUGGGAGAGAUAUACAAUAAAUAAUGAGGAAAAUUAUUAGAUAGAAAUACUAUGCAGAAAAUUAAAUAGGGUUUUGUGAAAGAGAGUGACUUGCUGGUUCCUUUAGAUUAUUGGUCAGGGAAGACCUCUCUGAGGAUGUGAUUGGGGAAGGACCGAUUUAAUCAUCAGGAACAGUUAACACAAAGGAACUGAAGAAGACCAGUGUAGCUGGAGUGUAGUGGGUAAUGGGAACGAGUACAAGAUAAAUUUGGGGAACAAAGUCCAGAAUCUUAGAAGUCUUUGGAAGCCAAGGCGUUGUUAUUUAAGAAUGGAAGAGGAUAUAGAUUUUAGAAUCAGGUUUAGUUCUUUGUGUUUCAUUACUGAUCAUGUUGGCUUUCGUGGCACUAUAAAAAGCUCACCAAGUGACUUCGUUGUCAUUGAGAUUGAUGAACAAGGACAGUUAGUUAAUAAGGCCACUGAUGAACCUGUUUACAAGAUUAGUAAAGUGCCACCUGAGUCAAAUAAUUUUGCGAAAAAAUCAAAACUAGAUCUUCAAAAUUUAUCCUUUGAAGAGGGAAGCAGUCAAGAAGUUGAUACUUUAGCUGGGUGCUCCGAUGAUGACCAGAAUCAUCAGUCUAGUUCGGAAAAGGAAGAUACUAUCAAGGAUGGAGCUUCCAAAGAUGAAGAAGAAAAAGUUGAUGUAAUAAGCUCCUUGUUAGAUGAAAAAACUAAUGAAUUACUGAAUCAGUUUGCCUGUGAUACAAAAGAGAAGUGGAAUUCUAAAACUGAGCUAAUUGGACCGUCUCCUGAAUUCUCAUUAGGCAGAAUCCUUGACAAAAACCAGAGGGCUAUUUUGCAUAGUGCUAUUAGGCAGAAGUUUCCUUUCUUAAUAACUGUAGGAAAAAACAGUGAAAUUGUUGUAAAACCAAAUCUUGAAUAUGAAGAACUCUGUCACUUGGUAUCCGAAGAAGAAGCAUUUGGCUUUUUUAAAUAUUUGGAUGCAAAGAAAGAAAAUUCCAAAUUUACCUUUAAACCUGAUACAAACAAAGACCACAGAAAAGCUGUCCACCAUUUUGUCAACAAAAAGUUUGGAAACCUUGUGGAAACCAAAUCUUUUCCUGAACUGAAUUACAAUGCUGCUAAUCCAAAUGUAGUGAUAACAGUAAGGUUUCGGGAAAAAGCACACAAAUACAGGAAGAGGUCUCUUCUUGAAUGCCAGGAAAGGAAAGUUAUACAUACAGCCUUUACCCUACGAAAAGAAAAUCUGGAAAUGUUUGAAGCAGUUGGUUUUUUAGCUAUCAAACUUGGUGUGAUUCCUUCGGAUUUUAGUUAUGCAGGACUUAAAGACAAGAAAGCCAUCACCUAUCAGGCAAUGGUUGUUAGAAAAGUGACUCCAGAAAGGUUGAAAAAUAUUGAAAAAGAAAUUGAAAAGAAAAGAAUGAAUGUGCUUAAUAUUCGGUCUGUAGAGGAUUCCCUUAGACUCGGUCAGCUCAAAGGAAAUCAUUUUGAUAUUGUCAUCAGAAAUUUAAAAAACCAGACAAAUGAUUCCACAAACCUGAAAAAGAGAAUUUUGGAGGCAAUAGAAAAUGUUAAGAAUAAAGGGUUUGUGAAUUACUAUGGACCACAGAGAUUUGGGAUGGGAAGGAAAGUUCACACAGACCAAAUUGGAUUGGCUUUGCUGAAGAGUGAGAUGGUGAAGGCUGUAAAAUUAUUUCUUACACCAGAAGAUGUGGAUGAUCCUGUAAAUAGAGCAAAGAAAUAUUUUCUUCAAACUGAGGAUGCUAAAGGCACACUUUCCUUGAUGCCGGAAUUCAAAGUUCGGGAGAAGGCGUUGCUGGAGUCCUUGCAUCGCUUUGGCGUGACCGAGGAGGGUUGCAUCCGGGCGUGGUUCUCUUUACCCCAUUCUAUGCGCAUAUUCUACGUCCACGCAUAUAGCAGCAAAAUUUGGAAUGAGGCAGUGUCUUACAGACUUGCAGCCUAUGGAUCAAGAGUAGUGGAGGGUGAUUUGGUCUGUUUGGAUGAAGAUGUUGAUGAUGAGUGUUUCCCAAAUGGUAAAGUUCAUCUAGUAACUGAAGAAGAGGAAUCAGCUAAUUCAUAUGCAAUACAUCAGGUGGUUCUUCCGGUGCUUGGAUACAAUAUUCAGUACCCAAAGAACAAAGUAGGGCAGUGGUACCAGGAAAUACUUAAUAGAGAUGGACUACAGACAUGUAGGUUUAAAGUACCUACUCUGAAACUGAAUGUUCCAGGAUGCUAUAGACAGAUUUUGAAACAUCCCCAUAAUCUCUCAUACCAACUAAUGGAAGAACAGAAUAUUGAUGUCAAAACAGAAGGUUCCCACAUCGAUGAAGCAACUUUAUCUCUUUUGAUCUCUUUUGAUCUUGACGCUUCGUGUUAUGCUACGAUUUGUCUGAGGGAGAUAAUGAAGCAUGAUUUUUAAAACCAAUACCCUUGAUAUAAUUGUAUAUAUGUCACUCUUUGAAGGAAAGGGACUAAAAUUUUUUGAGCAUCUACUAUGUGCUAGGAGCUGUAUAAUUGUUAUCUCUUUUAAUUAUACAAUAUCCUGAGGAAGUAGGAAUUUGAUGCUAAUGUUCCAGAGGACAUAUAGCUAAUAAGUGGUAGGGUCUGAAUUUAGGACUCCAAAGCCUACAUUCUUUCUAUUAUCUAAUGUUUCAGUGACUUUUAUUCUGUGCUAUAAAAGUUACAAUCGUUUUACACUAUUAGGACCCUAUAAUACUGCAAGAUAACAUGUAAGAAAAAAAAUUUUUGGAGUAAUGUUUAUAUCCUCUUGCUCCUUGAUUAGAAUGUAGAUGAAACUAGGUUGUAAUGAAAGCAUAUGGUUGGAGAGAAAGAUAGAUGAAGCAUUUUGUUAAUUAUUAUUGUCAUUCUUUUCCAUUUUUGAAAUUAUGGAUCAGAGCAAUACAUCGGGAAAUAGAGUUUCUCUAUUUAUGAUAGCUACGCCAGGGUAGUUUACCCAUUUAUAAGAUAAAUAAUCAUCCAUGAAGAUUGAAAUAAACAUUUUCAUACAAUUUCUUACCUCGAAUACAUUUACUCUCUUGACUUUUUGUUAUUUUUUUCUAUUAUCUAAAACACAGAUUUUAGAGUCAAGCAGAUCUGGGCUCUGACACUUACUAGUGACUGGGUAUAUUAUUGACUCUUUCUGAGGCUCACUUAUAGAAUCAAGAUAGCGCCAACCUCAUAAGCAACAAAUAAUAGGAUUAUCGCCACCUUUUAUGUUGCUAGAGGAAGAAAACAUUUUGCCCAUUUGAAAAUUUAAGUAUUUGUUGGUUUAACUGUCCCACAUCAUAAAUCAUCCUUAACCAUUUUAUAUCAGUUAAAUUUGGGGGGAAAAUGGUAUUUAUUGAUUGGGAAGAUCUGAGCAUUCUUUCAUUACUGGUAGCAUUAUAUAAUGAUGACAUUUAAAAAGCACUGUUGUAGAGCAUUCUAUACCAGGAAUGUGGCACUUUUAUAAACUUAAGACAGUCAAACCAUUUUGAAUAUGUUAGCAUAAGGAAAUAAAAUUCAAAAGAUGAAAAAAGCUAUAUGCAAUGCAAAAUUUGCUUACUGAAAGAAAUUAGAAAUAGUUUGAAAGUCCAGCGUUAGAUUAAGAUAAAAUGAGAUGUAUCAACUUGAGGGCAAAUAUGUAGUUAUUAAAAACGAAGAUGAAGGUUUUAGGUGUGAGAAAUUUUAGGUGAGAAAAUGUUGCCCCUCAAAAGUAGAACAUAGAUAUUACAAAUGCAGUAUAUACACUGCAUGCAGCUUUUACAAAUGGGAGGAACUUUAACAUAGUGAUUACAAGCUAGAUAUUUGGGACAAACUACCCCUUGACUGCCACUUAUAGCGGUGUGGCUUUGGAUGAGUUAUUUAAGCUUUGUCUGCUUCAGUUUCAACGUCUAUAGAAUAAGGAUGGUGAUAUACCUGCCUCAUAGGAUUGUUGUGAGGAUUUGCUGAGUUAAUAUAUGCAAAGCAGCUUAUAAAAGUGCCUGGCACUUAGUUAUUGUUAAAUAAAUGUCCGUAGAUGCUAGUUUGGAAGGGAGGAGAAAAAAAGAAAAUGCCAUUCUGCUAAGAUGAUAGGGUGUUUAGACUUUUUUUAAUACUAAAAAGUUCCUUUUUUGUCAUUAUAUAUUUUAAUAAUAAGUACAUCUCAGGACACAAAAAUUGGAGAUUGUAGUACCAUUGGUUUUUCAAAUUAUCUUUAUUGUUUUAAUGUUUAUUCAAAAUGACAUGAUGCUAUAUGAAGUAGUAAAAAAUUAUUAGAAAAAAUUUUUUACCUUUAUUUCAUAUAAAUUAUAUCCUGUAAGUGUAAUCAGAAAAUUA